AUGCCUCCCCCUCGGAAUCUGCGAGCCUUCCUGGCUCUCGCUCGCAAGAGCUUGACAGCACCUGCGGCCCAACGACAGGCACCGUUGACCUUUGUCGUCGGCAAUGAAUCUGCCGACCUCGACUCCCUCUGCUCGGCCGUCGUCUUCGCCUACCUCCGCAGCCACACCCACCCCAAGUACACACUGCACAUCCCUCUGGCCAACAUCCCCCGCGAGGACCUCCCGCUGCGGCCCGAACUCAGCAAGGCCCUCGGCUAUGCCGGCGUCGGGGCCGAGGACCUUCUCACGCUCUCGGAUCUCGAGGAGGUGGCCAAGGCCCACGGGCUAGAGCCACAGGAUACCCGCUGGCUGCUGGUGGACCACAACGCCCUGACUGGCACGCUUGCAGAGCGCUUCGCCUCGCGCGUGGUCGGGUGCGUGGAUCACCACGAGGAUGAGGGUGUGGUCUCCCAGGACACGGGCAACGAGCCGCGUGUGCUGCGGAAGACUGGUAGCUGCAUGAGCCUCGUGAUGGAAUACUGUCACGGCGCCUGGGAGGCGCUCUCCACCACCAGCGGCCACGAGGACGGCGACGGAGAUCUGGACUCCCAGCUUGCUCGCGUUGCACUCGCCCCCAUAUUGAUCGACACAAACAACCUCAAGUCGAAGGCCAAGACAACUCCCACGGACGUCAAGAUCGCAGAAAUGCUUGAGGCUAAGAUCGGAGGCAAGGAGGACUUCGACAGGAAGAAGUAUCACAAGAAGCUUAGUAAGCUCAAGGAGGAGAUCUCUCAGUUCUCCUACCGAGACAAUUUCCGCAAAGACUUCAAGUCCUGGACCGAGGCCGGCCUGGUCCUGGGGACGUCCAGCAUCCCUCAAGGGAUCAAAUACAUGCUCGAGAACAUAGGUGACAAAGAGUCACUCCUACGCGAGUUCCGCGCGUUUGCCCAGGACAAGAAACUUGACAUUGCGGCUAUAAUGACAUCCUCGGCCAAGGACGACGGCGUGUUCAAGAGGAACCUGCUGGUGUGGGGCCUCAACGAGAAGGCUGUCAGGGCCGUGGAGAGGUUCGUCGAGGCGCAGAAGGAGAACCUUGGGCUGGAGCCUUUCCACCACAUCGACUUGAGCGGCGGAGAUGGUCAGCGCGAGGUGCGGUACUGCUGGAAUCAACACCAGACCGGAAAUAGCCGGAAGCAGUUGGCGCCGAUGUUGAGGUCUGCCAUGGCGGAGGCAGCGAAGCUGUGA
Diaporthe citri is the source of this 1224-nucleotide messenger RNA. RefSeq lists its product as uncharacterized. The record is from RefSeq and is a predicted model, not a curated record. Gene Ontology annotation, cellular component: cytoplasm. The transcript has 2 exons. Gene Ontology annotation, molecular function: exopolyphosphatase activity. Bases 1 to 1224 code for a protein of 407 amino acids. NCBI's taxonomy places the organism in Eukaryota, Fungi, Ascomycota, Sordariomycetes, Diaporthales, Diaporthaceae.